Molecule: messenger RNA, 2151 nt
Organism: Eufriesea mexicana
Lineage: Eukaryota; Metazoa; Arthropoda; Insecta; Hymenoptera; Apidae
Product: kinesin-like protein KIF6
Exons: 13
Coding region: 1-2151 (716 amino acids)
Biological process (GO): microtubule-based movement
Molecular function (GO): ATP binding; microtubule binding; microtubule motor activity
Source: RefSeq, a predicted model, not a curated record
AUGGUGAAGAAUGCUAUCAAAGUUUACGCCAGAUUGAAACCGGAGAAAUGCCGGAAAAAUACAUUGAAUUAUCAGGUGCUGCAUCGGCCGAAGAAAAAUCUCGCGGAAGAUUACCUGAUUCUGGUUUCCCGCAAUCAAAAAUCAAAGGAAUAUCCCGAUAAUCGGCCCGAAUCGUGGAAUUUCUCUUUCUUCCAAAUUUUCGAGGAAUCCUCGACGCAGGACGACGUGUUCGACAAUGUGGCACGACCCGUGCUGGAAAGUGCCCUCGACGGCUACAACGGCACCGUAUUCGCGUAUGGCCAGACGGCCAGCGGGAAAACGCACACGAUAACCGGGAAGCUGGAUGACGAGUACCGUGGCGUCAUACCGAGAAGUUUGCAGUACCUGUUCGAAGAGAUACGAAAGCGGCCGGAAAACGUGUACUCCAUCGAGGUGGCUUAUCUGGAGAUUUAUAACGAGAUCGGGUACGACCUGCUGGAUCGGAGGCAACUACGAGAGUUCGCGGUUACGAGAUUGGAAGAUUUACCGCGUAUCAAUAUUCUGGAAGACGAGUUCGGGAGGCUACACACGAGGAAUCUGUCGUUUCAUUCUGUCAAAAAUGUCGACGAUGCGUUCGAGCUGCUUCUGUUAGGCAAUAAUAAUCGGGUAACCGCUGAUACGCCGAUGAAUCGCCAGUCAUCCAGAUCGCAUUGCAUCUUUACCAUCGUGGUUUCUACGAAGGAGUUUGGCGCUGAACAGUACAAACAAGCGAAAGUGCACCUCGUCGACCUAGCAGGGUCCGAACGUGUCUACAAAUGCUCGAUAACCGGCACCAUUCUGACCGAGGCGAAGCACAUUAACCUGAGCCUACAUUACCUGGAACAAGUCAUAGUGAGUCUGGGUCAGGAGAGCGUGGGUCACAUUCCUUACAGAAAUUCUUUAUUGACGUCGAUCUUGAGGGACAGUUUGGGAGGAAAUUGUCUGACCGUGAUGCUGGCGACUAUGAGCGUCACCUCGUCGGAUUUGGAAGAAACAGUGUCCACUUGUAGAUUUGCUCAAAGGGUUGCUCUGAUAAAGAACUACCUGAAACUAAACUUGGAGACAAACAUAGAGAGCGAGAACGCGUUGUUGAGGGCGGAAAUCGAGAGGCUUAGGCAACAAAUUCAAGCCCUGAAGAAGCAAUCUGAACCGAUAUCCGAAGACCUUAACGCCGAAGAUAAGAGGAACCUGGACUCUGUGAUCAGGCGUUUUCUGGAAUCGAACGAACAGGUUUCUUGGGAUUAUGAUCCCAAGAAAGUGCAGUAUUGUUUCGAAAGCUUCAAGCGAGCUUUCGAGUUGAGUAAGGAUCCGAAAAGCUACCUGAGAAAGCUGGAAUAUUAUAAGGACCUGGUUAAUCAAAGGGACCAGGAAAUUUCAUUGCUGAUUGACAAGAUAAAGAAGGAAAAGGAUAAACAAUGCAAGGAUGCGAACGAUGAUACGUCUGUGAUUAAUAAUAUUCGGAAUGAUAAGCGAAUAAUCGAACGCGACUCCACAGUCAAUCAUGUUUCUCCAAAGAAACAUAAACGAAGAACGAAAAUUAGUAAUCGAACGAAGAUUAAUUACAACGAAAAUGUUUGCGACGAUGAUUCGGUGUCGAGGAACAAAUCGUUCGUCACUGACACGCUAACGCCGGAGCUAUUAUCCUGUAAUGUUGUUAAUUUAACUUUAACGGAUCUAAUUGAGGAUAAAAAUGAAACGACUGACCAGCAGUUAAGCGAGAAAGCUAAUGGUAUUGGUCAACAGUCCUUGCCCAAGUUGGAAAGACAGCAGAAAAGUGUUAAAAAGAAGCGCAGUAAUCCAACAGAGUCGAAAAUGAAAGAGCAGAGCGAGCAAAGUCGUGUCGAAUCACAAAGUGCUAAAGCGAAAAUUAUAACCAAAGAAACUUCUGCGUUUAUAGAAACGGAUAUCUCGACUCCAGUUUACCAGAAGUUCUUAAGCUUCAAUGCCCACUCUCCAAAAACCCCUUUAACUUUCAAAGAAGAUAUGAAAAAUGGAAAGGAAGACUUUGAUCGGAAGUUGAACUUGGACGAAAAUAGCAAUCAUUUUGAGGAUUUACCUCUGACAGGGGAUCCAGAAAUCGACGAAGAAAUCAUAGCGUUUUACAAAGCGAAACGAUCAGGCGGUAUUUACUAA